Messenger RNA from Chiloscyllium plagiosum (whitespotted bambooshark), 766 nucleotides. RefSeq names its product tumor protein, translationally-controlled 1 (gene tpt1). Gene Ontology annotation, molecular function: calcium ion binding. The record is from RefSeq and is a predicted model, not a curated record. Gene Ontology annotation, cellular component: cytoplasm. NCBI's taxonomy places the organism in Eukaryota, Metazoa, Chordata, Chondrichthyes, Orectolobiformes, Hemiscylliidae.
GUGAGCAGGCUCGCCCUUUCUCCCCUUCUAACGGGUUGCAGUUUAUUUGGUGCUGGGCUGUCGCCGGCCGACGCCAUAUCGACAUGAAGCUUUACAAGUGUGCCGUCUCCGGCGACGAGAUGUUCUCCGAUAUCUACAAGAUCAAGGAAGGCGCCAGAGGCAUCGUAUACGAGGUGGAGGGGAAGGUCAUUUCCAGAACUGAAGGAUCAAUUGAUGACACUUUAAUUGGUGGCAAUGCUUCCCAAGAAUGUCCUACUGAACAGGCUGAAACUAGUACUGUCAGUGGUGUUGACAUUGUUUUAAAUCACAAUCUUAAAGAAAUCAGCCUUGCAAAAGCUGACUAUCGAACACACAUAAAGGGAUACAUGAAACAACUGAGAAACAGAGUACAGGAGCGAAAUCCAGAUGAAGUGAAGACUUUUACAGAAAAUGCCCAGAAAGUUAUUUCAGAGAUUCUAAACAAUUUUGUAGACUAUCAGCUUUUUCUAGGUGAAAGCCUGAACAGUGAUGGCAUGAUUGGAUUGUUAAACUAUCGUGAAGAUGGUAUUACUCCGUACAUGCUUUUCUUCAAGGAUGGUUUGGAAAUUGAAAAAUGUUAACACUGCUGCCUGCAGUUCAUCAUGUUGAAUUCAUCGAUCAUAAUGGCCUGCUGCUCAUCAUUUUCCCUGCAAUAAAGUUGGACUUGUAUCACCGAGCUGAUUAAUGAUCAGAAGUGGAAGCAUUGUUUUAAAAUUUAAGUUGUAAUAAAGUGCAUUAAUCACCUAAA